CAUGUACACCAUCUUUCUAUCUUUCUCUCUGAUAUCUUUGUACUUCUUCCAAGGCUAUGAGAGCGCCUGUGGACCUCCACCACAUUACGAGAUGAAAUAUGCUGUGAGAGACGAAUCAUAUCCUGUGGACAAGCGUUCAAAUUCUGCAGCACUCAAAAUUACCGUUAUAUACACAAAAAAUUUUGAACAACUGAAAAAUAGUAGUGCAAUAAAGACUAAAAUAGUUCAACGUGCUAUUAAUUUCUGGCAAAAAACUUUAACAGUUAAAAAUACUACAACUGGUAAAAUUCAUUUUCAAAGGUACUGCGAAGGUGGGAGGUAUAACCAGCUUGCGAAUGGUACGAUUUUUUGCUGGCAAUCACCAUGUAGUUCAAGUGAAAAAUGCGGUGGUAUUAACGUACCAUCUCAAUAUUUGUCUGAUUGUCUGAAAAUGGAUAAUAGAAACAAAUUGACGACAGUUUACCAGAAGGGUUCAGGAUUAAAGGCAGAAGGUUAUUUGCUGUUUGUCGACAGUCAGAAUACAGGAAGCUGUAUAAAUCCCAGUACCAAUGCUUACGCUAGCUCAUGUCAAAUGGAUCCGGAAACAGAUAGACCGGUUGCAGGUUUCGUAAACUUCUGUCCUUCAAAAACUGUGCUGGAAUAUCCUCAGUCAAGGUCUUUGUAUGAUACAGCCAGACAUGAGAUUGCUCAUGCUCUCGGAUUUGCACGGAAAAACUUUGCAUUCAUGCGUGCACCUGAUGGAAGUCCUAGAACCCAGAGAGAUCCACUCACGAAAAUACCAACAAUCAGGGAUCAAUAUGGAGUAUACCAGCCAAGUAAUACAACAGUGAGAGAAAUAACACGUAGGUGGGUUAGUGCAGCUGGGACAUAUACGAAGACAUUCCCUGCACUUGUCACAGAAACUAUUAUUAGAGAAGCAAAGAGUCAUUUUCAGUGUCAAUCUGUAGAUGGUGUUGAUUUGGAAAACGAAGGCUCUUCCGGUUCAUUUGGCUCACAUUUUGAAGGCAGAGUAUAUUCGAAUGAGCUGAUGGCUGCUGCCUCCGAAGUGGAAGCCUUUGCAUCAAAAUUAACGCUUGCAUUUUUCGCGGAUUCAGGGUGGUACACUGUAAACUUUAAUUUGGCAGACAAAUGGAAUUAUGCUAAGGGAUAUGGCUGUGGAUUUGUUUCAAGCAGCUGUUACAAGUUCGCUUCCGACAAAAAGAAAAGAGGAGAAAGUAUUAAACCCUACUGUGAUAAGCCGGAUAUCGUUACAUGCAAAGAUCUUUAUUCAUAUGGUCUUUGUGAUGUGAUACAGUUCCCACUAACUCUGCCACCUGCAGAUCAAUUUUUCGGUCCUGAAGCAGGUGCGAAUUAUGCCCGACUGGGAGGAAAUGAUCCGUUUAAAGACAAAUGUCCAACAUUAGGGUUCCUAAGUUCACUUGGAAAACUAAACGUCACGUCAUAUUGUAGACAUGCAGAAAAUAAUGCUAAAAUUGUCAAGGAAUACAACACCUUUUGCAGUCAUUUGGAAAAGCAUUUUGUCUGCAGCAUACUGGAGCUUGGAAAUAUCAAAAAGGAUAUUCUGUAUGGACAUUAGACAAUUCAGUACAGGGUAGUUGUCACAAAUACACGUGCAAAAGCGGUGGUGAUAUUGAUAUCGACUUCAGUGGACAAAUUGUUACCUGCAAAAAAGAUGAAAAAGACAAAACUGCUAAAUUUGUUUUGGACGGUAAAAAUUAUGAAGUGAAAAUAAGAUGUCCUAAUGCAAAGGUAUUAUGCAAGACAUGAACUGGGCUGAAUGAAACCAUCAAGGGACCUUGAAUCGCAUUUCAUUAAUUAUUUUACAGAAAUCAUGUAUGCUGUGAUUAAAAAAGCUAAUAAAUUUGAUGUAUAACAAAA
Molecule: messenger RNA, 1878 nt
Organism: Trichobilharzia regenti
Lineage: Eukaryota; Metazoa; Platyhelminthes; Trematoda; Strigeidida; Schistosomatidae
Source: the annotation of a GenBank genome assembly